AUGAGGAGACUAAUUAAGUCAGCUAGGACCAAUGACAAUCUAGAGAGUUCCUUUGCAAUUCACAACCUGACAGAAGAGAAGAAGAAACUACAGGAGAACUAUGACAGUUUGUAUGCUGAUGUGAAUGCUCUUCGGAAUGCCCAGCAGGAGAGGGGUGUGGAGUUAACCAAUCAAAAGGAGCAGAAGAAAUAUCUUGAAGUGAAGAUUGCUGAGCUUGAAACUGUAGUUGGCAAAUUGAAGGCAGAGUUGUCAAAGAAAGAGGAGGAGAAGAAGAAACUACAGGAGAACUAUGACAGUUUGUAUGCUGAUGUGAAUUCUCUCUUGGAUGUCCAGCAGCAGAGGGGUGUGGAGUUAAACAAUCAGAAGGAGCAGAAGGAAUAUGUUGAUGUGAAGAUUGUUGAGCUUGAGACUGUAGUGGGGAACUUGAAGGCGGAGCUGUCAAAGACAGAGGAGGAGAAGAAGAAGAUGCUGCUAAACUAUGAAACUCUGAAGAACCUGACAUGUGCUCAAGUCAACGUGAUUAGGAACUUGAAGUUCAAUCAUUUGAAGGAGAUAGAGAGGCUCACAGAAGAGAGGCUUAAACUGCAGUAUCACAUUUCUGAGCUUCAAAAGUCUGAGGAAAAGAUAAAGUUGAAGAUUCACGGUGUGAAGGCCAUCUUAGAUGAGUAG
This is a messenger RNA of Triticum turgidum subsp. durum (durum wheat), 669 nucleotides long. Lineage: Eukaryota; Viridiplantae; Streptophyta; Magnoliopsida; Poales; Poaceae. The record is from the annotation of a GenBank genome assembly.